AUGGCUGAAACUGAUUUUAUUGAUAUUACUCCUGAUCAGGAUGGUGGUAUUUUGAAAAAAAUUAUCCGUACAGGGAAGUCCCCUACAAUGGCAAACAAAGGAGAUACUGUAUAUGUUCAUUAUGUUGGAACAUUAUUGGAGAAUGGAAAAAAAUUUGACUCUUCUCGUGAUCGUGGAGAGGAAUUUUCAUUCACUUUAGGUAGUGGUCAAGUAAUAAAAGGUUGGGAUAUUGGUGUUGCUACUAUGAAGGUAGGAGAAAAAGCUAUUCUUCGUUGUAGACAUGAUUAUGCCUAUGGUGAGCAUGGUUCUGGAUCAUCAAUUCCACCAAAUGCAACAUUAGAUUUUGAGGUAGAAUUCCUUCGUUUUACUGGAGAAGAUAUUUCUCCUCAAAGAGAUGGAUCAAUUACCAAGUCUAUAAUAGUGGAAGGAGAGAAAUAUCAGACUCCAGCAGAGUAUGCUGAGAUUUCUGCUCAUAUAGUAGGACAUUACAACGGUGAAGUAUUUUAUGAAAAAGAGUUAACUUAUAAUCUUGGUGAAGGGGAAGCAUAUGAUUUACCUUCUGGUGUUGAUGUAGCAAUUAGAAGAUUCAAAAAAGGUGAGAAAUCAAGAGUUGUUAUUUCUGGUGGCUCUUAUACCUAUGGUCUUCAUCCACCAAAAGAAUUUAAUCUUCCACCAAAUGCUAAAAUUGAAUUUGAAAUCUUUUUAAAAGACUUCUUGCCUGAGAAACACUCAUGGGAGAUGACUACUGCUGAAAAAUUAGAGGCUGCAUUGGUUGCCAAAGAAAAAGGUACAAAAUAUCUUCAGAAAGAAAAACUUAGCCUUGCUCUUAAUCUUUAUAACAGGUGCAUAAGUUUAAUUGAAAAUUUGAAAGAAGUUGAAGAUGAUCUAGAAACUCAAUGGAAACAAACAUGUAUGGCUGGUCGUUUAAAUGCCGCUCUUGUUCACCUUAAGAAUAGAUCAUAUGCUGAGUGUAUUCAUCAAUGUGACAAAGUUCUUGAAAUUGAUAGUAAAAAUGUCAAAGCUCUUUAUCGUAAAGGGCAAGCUCAUCAACAACGCAAAGAUUUUGAUGAAGCAAUCAGUGUAUACAACAAAGUUCUUGAAAUUGAACCUCACAAUACAGCUGCAAUUAAUAAUCUUAAAACUUGUGCAAAAGAAAAACAUGAUUAUGCAGCAAGGGAAAAACAAAGAUUUUCUAAAUUAUUUGAAAAAUUGGCAAAACCUGACGACGGAGAAAAGAAAAAAAAGAAUGAAGUCACAGAGACAGCUGAAGAAAUCAAAGCUUAA
This is a messenger RNA of Strongyloides ratti, 1284 nucleotides long. Its product is annotated as FK506-binding protein 59. The record is from RefSeq and is a predicted model, not a curated record. Lineage: Eukaryota; Metazoa; Nematoda; Chromadorea; Rhabditida; Strongyloididae. Gene Ontology annotation, molecular function: peptidyl-prolyl cis-trans isomerase activity; protein binding. The coding region runs from base 1 to 1284 and encodes 427 amino acids. The transcript has 2 exons.